ACGUGAUCCACGCAGCUCCAGGAAGUAGAACUGUUCGUUGUUUCUUCCGGCUUUAUUAUUUUUGGUCAUGUUCGUUAACGCAGUUUGGUCGCUUCUUGGUUGGUGGGUUUUACUGUGCACCGCGAAGCCGGCUUGGAAAGAAAAUGCCACCGUACCUCUAGUGCUGUGGCAUGGAAUGGGUGACAGUUGCUGUAACCCCCUCAGUAUGGGAGCCAUCAAAAAGAUGGUGGAGCUGGAGAUUCCAGGGAUUUAUGUGCUGUCUCUGGAGAUUGGAAACAACAUUGCUGAGGAUGCAGAAAAUAGUUUCUUCAUGAACACCAACGAUCAAGUGACAAUGGCAUGUGACAAGAUUUCCAAGGAUCCACACCUACAAGCAGGAUACAAUGCCAUGGGCUUUUCCCAAGGGGGGCAGUUUUUGAGAGCUGUGGCUCAGAGAUGUCCAUCUCCACCAAUGAAGAAUCUUAUUUCAGUUGGGGGACAACAUCAAGGUGUGUAUGGUCUCCCACACUGCCCUGGUCAUAGUGUAGCCAUCUGUAACUGGAUCAGAAAAAUGCUCAAUACAGGAGCAUACACCAAAUUGGUACAAGAUCACUUGGUCCAAGCUCAGUACUGGCAUGACCCACUAAAUGAAGAGCUCUAUCGGCAGCAUAGCCUUUUCCUUGCUGACAUUAACCAAGAGAGGACUGUUAAUGAGACCUACAAGAAGAACCUGCAGGCACUGGAGAAGUUAGUGAUGGUGAAGUUUUUGAAGGAUUCGAUGGUGGAGCCAGUUGUGUCAGAGUGGUUUGGAUUCUACAAGCCUGGUCAAGCAAAAGAAACCGAAUCUUUACAAGAGAGUGCAUUAUACAAAGAGGAUCGUCUAGGCCUACAGGCAAUGGACAAGGCUGGAAAGUUGAUGUUCUUGACCUCAGACGGUGAUCAUCUUCAGUUUACUGACGAGUGGUUCAAAAACAACAUUCUGCCCUACCUGCAUUGAGCUGGGACUCAUGAUCGCUUGCAGUGCUAAAAUAAAUGGCUUUCCUGACCCCCUUCUUCAUCUACUGCACAGAUCAGGAAAUUGUAGGAGAUUAGAGGACCAGCCAGCUUUGCCAUCCAAGAAGUGCACACUUACUGUCUUGAGCGAGCCCCUGGAUUAUUGGAAGGUGGUGCAAACACAAGGGGUGCUACAUGGGCCUGCUGACUGGGGGUUAACUGCAAACUGAAGGACCUUAUAGAGAAGCUAAGCUAACUUUUAAAUGAACUUUUUUUAAUCUAAUUUAAAAUCCUACUAACCUCAGUGACAACGUGAAUCUGUUUCUGCUAAGUUUUAUAUUGUUUACAAACAAAAAUGAAAAUUAAAUAAGCUUCUUGAUUUUGA
Messenger RNA from Polypterus senegalus (gray bichir), 1357 nucleotides. It is a transcript of the gene ppt1, whose product is annotated as palmitoyl-protein thioesterase 1 (ceroid-lipofuscinosis, neuronal 1, infantile). The transcript is spliced from 9 exons. The record is from RefSeq and is a predicted model, not a curated record. Gene Ontology annotation, biological process: protein depalmitoylation; receptor-mediated endocytosis. Gene Ontology annotation, molecular function: palmitoyl-(protein) hydrolase activity. The coding region runs from base 68 to 976 and encodes 302 amino acids. Gene Ontology annotation, cellular component: lysosome. Lineage: Eukaryota; Metazoa; Chordata; Cladistia; Polypteriformes; Polypteridae.